This is a messenger RNA of Salvelinus fontinalis (brook trout), 1143 nucleotides long. RefSeq names its product lysosomal associated membrane protein 1b (gene lamp1b). Gene Ontology annotation, cellular component: membrane. The transcript has 6 exons. Bases 350 to 1108 code for a protein of 252 amino acids. NCBI's taxonomy places the organism in Eukaryota, Metazoa, Chordata, Actinopteri, Salmoniformes, Salmonidae. The record is from RefSeq and is a predicted model, not a curated record.
CAUGUCACGUGUUUAUUCUGGGCGGUUCUUAAACUCUCCGUUACAUGACCGUUGUCAUUUCUUCUUGGUGCAGAGCAUAAGUCAUCCGUGGUAUGUGACGGUCCAAACACAACGAUCAUCAAUUUAAUCGGCACUAACUAAAGCAAAAAGAGCAAAGUAAUCAAACGGAAAGGAAAUAUUUCCUUAGAUUUGUUUCCAGAGGAUUCUUGCUCGCGGCAGCAAAGAGAGAGCACGAACAGUGGGUUUGCGUUAUUUCUAGCAAAGCUAGCUCACAGACCGUCCUGCAUUCCUGUCUCUGGGUCGUGUGCAUGUUGUUGUGAUUCGCAUUGGCAAACAACCGAAUAAAAAUAUGAAACAACAUAGCCGCAAACAACCCUUGUUCCUGGCGUUCAUCGCGUUUUUAGCGGUCACGUUGCAUCAGAGCUUUGCUGCCACUGAUGUCCCGCCCACUGCUGCUGCCCCUCAAACCACGGCUCCGCCUCCUGCGCCCCCAGCCCGGCCUGAGAGGGGCAACUACACUGUAACCAACGUCAAUGGGACCGUCUGUCUGAUGGCCCGCAUGGGACUGCAGCUCAACAUCCGCUUCAGCUCUGCCUCUCUCAAUAAUACUGUGCAAGACGUGUUGAACCUCCAGCCCAACGUGACUAAGAGCUCAGGGUCAUGUGACUCAGACAGUGCCACCCUGCUGCUGAUGGCUGAGGAGAAAACCAACCUCACCUUCCUUUUCUCCCUGAAUACCACGUCCAGUAAGUACCACCUGAGUGGAGUGACUCUGUCUGCAGCCUGGCCGGACAUGAGUGAGCCCUUCUCAGCCAGUAACAGUAGUCUGGACUACCUGCGUGGUACCCUGGGGCGUAGUUACAUGUGUCGUGAGGAGCAGACUCUGGCUGUGGCUGUGAACUUCUCUCUCAACACCUUCCAGCUGCAGGUGCAGCCCUUCGGCCUAACCGGGGACCAGUUUGGAGCAGCGGAGGAGUGUCAGCUGGAUGAGGAUGACAUGUUGAUCCCCAUCAUCGUGGGCACUGCGCUGGCCAGCCUGGUCCUCAUCGUCCUUGUGGCCUACCUUAUCGGCAGGAAGAGGAGCCACGCCGGGUACCAGACUAUCUGAGAUUACUUCCUGUCAAUUGACCCCCCCCCCCCCCC